Messenger RNA from Cotesia congregata, 534 nucleotides. NCBI's taxonomy places the organism in Eukaryota, Metazoa, Arthropoda, Insecta, Hymenoptera, Braconidae. The record is from the annotation of a GenBank genome assembly.
AUGCCUUUUUAUUCAGAUUUUUUGGCAAUGGAAGUUGAUGAAACAGUUGGCCAGUCACAAACAAACUGUUUCAAGUAUCAAUCAAAUGAAGAAUUCCAUGAAAAAUUUGAUUUUCAUGUCUCAGAAUCAGGAUGGAGUUCUUCGAAUCCAUCGUCACCCGAAUCACCGAAUCUGAACAGAAAUUUUUAUAAACGCAAAGGACAGAGUCACUCGAGAGAUAUAUACAGGACGAACUAUGCACAAAAAGUACCAAAAAACUCAGGACUUUAUUCUCCAGGUUCAUUCACUGGAUCGAUUAAUUCACCAAAUUCGUCGUUGGAAAAAUCCUUUAUAAGAACGGGACAAGAAAGUACACUGUGCAAAGAAAACCAGUUUUUGAUUGGACUCAAACCAUCAGAACGUAUCAGUUACAUUCGAGAAAUCCUGCCUGUGCAAAAUCAGUCAGGAUACACCUCACGUUCUAAAUGGGAAUUAAUGGCUCCACCCAAGGCACCUCUACGUCGUCCUCACAGUCCAUCAUCUCAUCUUAUUUGA